AUGUCUGGAAAAUUACAGUCAGUCCUGAUUGUGGCGGUCCUUUUCGCCUGCAUGGUACAAGUUAUAAAUGCCCAUGCAUCUCAAGGUGGUCCAGCAGGGGGAACAGCUGGAAGAGGGCCAACAAGAAAAGCACGCAGCGCUGGCUUCGACAUUUUGCCAACCGCAUCGAUUUUGAACAAUAACGAUAAAAACAGGCUUUUGGACUCCAAUGGGGAUUCUUUGAUCAACGCUGACCCGAUUCCCGACUUCAGACAUAAACGGGAGAUACUGCCCACAGCAGUCUUUUAA
Molecule: messenger RNA, 288 nt
Organism: Leptosia nina
Lineage: Eukaryota; Metazoa; Arthropoda; Insecta; Lepidoptera; Pieridae
Source: the annotation of a GenBank genome assembly